AAUUUCGAGAUAUGGAAGCGGCAACUUCUGUUGGUUUUCGAAUGUGUCGCAUAGCGUUUAAACCUAAAAAUUAAUAGUCGCAGCAACAAAUAUGACAUAUGUCAAAAAAUGAAUUGUAACCGGUACGUUACCAACAAACACCAUAAAAUUAAUGUCACGAACGAGACGAUGGAAUAACACUACGAUACGUAUAUAAACUCACGAACAAUGUCGUCGGUCAUCCUUUCGCACGACUCGCAUUUAAUGAUGUUAGAAAUUGCUGUGGAAAACUUGUUUGUCCCGUGGACCACGGCGUUUGACAAAGUCAUCUUGAAGAAGACGAUCGUCAUGUUUCGCAUGCUGGAUAAGGACUGGACAUCGCUAUCACCGAACCGACAUGAUUAUCGUCCUUAUCAAGGUUCCAACUAUGAAAACGAGAAAUUUUAUGGCGGCAGAUCCGUCGUCUUCGCCGUGCCGACGGAUUUCUUCGAGAAAGAAGCGAGUGGUGUUCAUGUUCAGUUAUACGUUCAGAAACAAGUGUGCAAGUAUUUUGAGAUGGUCUCGCGCCAGAGAAUCGGCUUCGUUGCUGUGUCGGUCGAUAAUCUGCUGAACAGCAUCGCCAAACAGGUCCGCGAGCGGAAUGAAUUGGCGGAACAUUUGUCGGACUUUUACAAACGCCAGAUUAUUUCGAGGUCUAUGAUGGGAACAUAUAAUUUGUUGGACGAGAACUUCCGGAAUACCGCCGCCACGAUUUCGCUCUACAUUCGGAUCAGUUAUCUCGGCAAGUGCCUCAUAACGGAGAUCACACGAGUCAAAAGUAUGCGCGGAGCGUUUUACACUCGCGGAGACUCAGACGAGAAACAACCGUAUUUCUCCCGACAGCUGACAUUGAAGGAGCUUCAAAGCGGUCGCUGGGACGAUGGUGGUUUGCCCCGUGUGCCUUACGGUCGUUUAAUAUGCCGCUGUGAGGAGCUCGUUAAAAAGGAGGCCGCGGAUUUAGCCAAAGUUGCUGUGAAGACUGCCGCGAUUGAAAGAGAAAAAGAACCUGCUGAUGCAGUUGCAGAUUUUGCUGCCGCGGUUGAAAGAGAGAAAGAACCUGCUGAUGCAGUUGUAGACUCUAUUGCGAUUUCCACAAAAGUUGAUGAGAAUGAUGUUGCAAUUAAACGGAGAAAAGUACUUGCUGAAGAGGUUGCUGCAAUUGAGGGAGAAAAUUUUGAUGCAGUAGAUGUUGCUAAAAUUACUGCGGAUGCUGCCACAAUUAAAAGAAGAGAAACACCUGCUGAUUAUGGAGUAUUAGACGAUGGAACAGAUGCAGGCGCAGAUGUGAAUCCACUCGCAAGUGCGUAUGAGAGAACUACGACUCCAAUAAUGGCAAUCGAUGCUGGAGUAAUUGAUGAUGAGCAAGGCAACAUAAGGGGUCUUCUCAUUUCUCCAACUGAAGAUGCCAAGGCAGAUGCCAAGGCAGAUGCUUCUAUAGAUGCUGCUACGACAGCGAAAACGAAAGGAUACGCGAUAAAGGACAAUGGAGAAAGGGCUUUCAAGAAAGUGCCGAGCAAAUCGAAGCGCGGAAGAAACAUGGUGACAAUCGGUAUCACGGAAAGAGGAAAGAGAAUUUCUCCUUCUUCGUCGCAUCUUUUCUCGCCUCUGCAAACGUAUCCUUUGUGCUGUCAAUUGCAACCACAUCUAACUUGUUUCACCGAUUGCUUCGACGUUUUACCCUGUUAUUGUUAUUGGACAGCCUGUUCUCUUCAAUUCUUUCACAGUGCGUAAACGAAUUCAAACGGACACCAUGAAGCCCCGUAAUUUACAAGUUAAUAGCUAGUGCUGGUUAGAUAAUUGAUAAAAAUAAAUAUAAAUCAAUUCUUUUUGGAUUUUCAACAUUCACGUAAAUAUCCAUCCGUGAUUGAUUUUGAUCAUUCAAUAUUAUGUCUUUUAUUUUCUUUCUUAUACUUUUCUAUUUCUUUAAUUAUAAAAGAUUUAUUAGCUUCCUAUUUAGUUUUAUUCGAUUAAUAGACUUACCGAUCUGAAAUUAUUCGAUACUGUCAAUAAUAUAUUGCUUAGUAUCUUUCUUGAAUAAAAAUUUUUCCGUUUAUUUCUAGGAAUCGCAAAUAGAUUCGAUUAUCGUUAUUGUGAAAUUAUAAAACUAUCUGCGAAACUAUUUCUGAAAUUUCUUUGAUAUACACAACGAUAAUAAUUUAUGAUGUGAAAGUUUGUGCAUCUUUAUUAGUACAUGCCUUUUUAAUGCAUGCGCAUACGAUCAUUUAUCACAUUAAACACAUUAGAGUAAACAGUGCGUGCUAAAGAUACUUUAGAUACAGGGAAUUAUAACGUGACGUAUCUAAUUGUAAGCAAAAUGAAAUUAAUUCUAUGCAGUCAAGUAUCACAUUGUUAUUUGAGCAAAUCCAGAACACGUACCGUUUUCACAUCGUUCAAUUUCCAUCCAAAUCUGUUUUUCGCGAAUAACAAUUCACGUGUGCCAAAGCAUUUUUCAAUUAGGGAGUAAACGCCGUGAUAAUUUCUCUGUAGCGAUUUUAUACUACAGAAAUAUUGUAUGCAUUUUUAUUCUUAUAAAAUUAUAAUUCCAAUAAUUAAUAAUGACAGUUAAUAAAA
Messenger RNA from Wasmannia auropunctata (little fire ant), 2589 nucleotides. RefSeq lists its product as uncharacterized. The record is from RefSeq and is a predicted model, not a curated record. Lineage: Eukaryota; Metazoa; Arthropoda; Insecta; Hymenoptera; Formicidae. The transcript is spliced from 5 exons. The coding region runs from base 208 to 1749 and encodes 513 amino acids.